This is a messenger RNA of Daldinia vernicosa, 2821 nucleotides long. Its product is annotated as asparaginyl-tRNA synthetase. Gene Ontology annotation, cellular component: cytoplasm. Gene Ontology annotation, molecular function: nucleic acid binding; ATP binding; asparagine-tRNA ligase activity. The transcript has 2 exons. The record is from RefSeq and is a predicted model, not a curated record. The coding region runs from base 386 to 2149 and encodes 587 amino acids. NCBI's taxonomy places the organism in Eukaryota, Fungi, Ascomycota, Sordariomycetes, Xylariales, Hypoxylaceae. Gene Ontology annotation, biological process: asparaginyl-tRNA aminoacylation.
UUUGGCAAAAAGAGGCAGAGCAGAUAAAUACCGGCUAAAGGUAUUGAAGUAGAUAGAGUAAAAAGAAGGAACAAGCCAAAUCAAGUGCUACUUCUUAUCAACACUUUUAAGCACUUACCUUAGGUUAAGUUGUGACAGAUACGCCUUCCCCGCCAUCGAAAGAGAAAUCGACCAUUGGAAUUUUUAAUAUUUGAUUACCCCACCACAUCCCACCACAGCCCACCAUCGAUUUCAUAAACCCACUAAUUCAGUCCAGCUUUCACAUCCAUCCCACCUUCGAACCCUCGAAUCUGCGAACAGAAUUUGGGAAACAAACAUCGCCGCAUUCGCGCAGCUUAUAACCCUCGAUAUUUAGACGGGAACUACCGUCUAAAAUAGCGCAAUCAUGUCUGCAGUUCAAGAAUUGGCCCAGAGGGUCAAGAACGACGAAAAGUGCUACGUUGACACUGACGCAGGCAAGGACGACGAGACUGCCGAUGGCUCUGAGUUCAAGCCGUACAAGUCGCUGGCUUACGCCUAUAUUCAGAACUUCGAGAAGCCUACACCCCAGUACCAGACUCGAGCCUCCGAAACUGGUCCCGUUGGACCUGACGAAGACCCUUCCGUAAGGCUUUUAUGGAAGGAACCCGCCAAGAGCGCCCUCAAGAAAGCCCAGGGAGCCCUCGACGCCCAUAAGAAGAAAGUUCAGAAGCAGCAACAGGCUGCUGCUGCUGAGGCCGAGACCAAGAAGCAGAGGCUACAGAACCUCGAGGCUGCUAAGAAGAUUGUGCUCAAGCAAGACGAGUCGUUACCUAAACCUAUCAGGAUUAAGAUCAGCCGUAAAGACAUCGAACUCGGAGAGGGUGAUAAGAAGGGCACACGAGUCAAGGUCUUUGGAAGAAUCCACCGCCUACGAGUACAAAAGCAGGCAACUUUCAUUACCUUGAUCGACGGAUAUGGACAAUUACAAUGCAUAUUGGCAGCUGGUGACCUUACUAAGACAUACGAUGCUCUAACUUUCGCCCAGGGUACCUCGCUUGCCCUGUAUGGCGAGAUGCGUAAGGUCCCUGCCGGACAGACGGCCCCUGACGACAGAGAGCUGCACGUGGAUUACUAUGAGGUUCUAGGCGCGUCACCAAGCGAUGAGGAUGCCAUCACCAACAAGGUCUCGUCCCAGCAGAACCAAUGGGAUGCCCAGAUGCUUGAUAACCGACACCUGGUUCUCCGAGGCGAGAAUGCCUCUGCGCUCAUGAAGAUACGAGCAGCAGUGGAGGGCGCUUUCACCAAGGUCUAUGAGGAACUACACCUCACUAAGGUCUCGCCCCCUGCCUUGGUGCAAACCCAGGUCGAAGGCGGCGCGACUCUCUUCAGUGCACCCUACUACGAUGAAAUGGCCUAUUUGACCCAGUCGUCUCAACUCUACCUCGAGACCGUUAUCCCGAGUCUUGGGGAUGUUUAUUGCAUCGAGAAAUCAUUCCGUGCUGAGAAGAGUUUGACGCGCCGUCAUCUUUCCGAGUACACCCAUGUCGAGGCUGAAUUAGAUUAUAUCAACUUCAACGAGCUGCUAGAUCACCUUGAAGAAGUCAUCUGUCGGGUCAUCGAUAUUGUCCUUGCCAACCCGGUUAUCGCCGCUCAUCUGAAAGAACUCAACCCCACCUUCCAAAAACCCGCUCGACCCUUCUUGCGCAUGAAGUAUACAGAUGCCAUCGACUGGCUCAACGCGCAAGACCCCCCUAUUCUGAACGAGGAGGGCAACCCCCACGUCUUCGGAGAUGAUAUCGCGGAGGCCGCGGAACGUCGGAUGACAGACAUUAUCAACCGGCCUAUCUUCCUGACACAUUUCCCUGUGGAAAUCAAGGCCUUCUACAUGAAGAAGGACCCCUCAGAUUUACGGGUAACCGAGAGCGUAGACUGUUUGAUGCCGGGUGUCGGUGAGAUCGUCGGUGGUAGUAUGAGGAUGGAAGGGUAUGAGGAGCUGCUUGAGGCAUACAAAAAGCAGGGCAUCGACGCCAAAGACUACUACUGGUACACCGACCAGCGCAAGUACGGUACCUCUCCCCAUGGUGGAUAUGGUCUCGGCCUUGAACGAUUCCUGGCUUGGAUUGCUAACCAGCAUACUGUCCGCACGGCUUGUCUAUACCCCCGCUUUAUGGGACGAUGCAAGCCUUGAGCGGUGAUGACAAGUGUUCCUUCUUAGAUGCUGGGUCUCUGCACGAGGUUUGCCGCUGGGACUUGCGGGAAGCAUGCGACGACAGAUCUGGUGGAUCCGAAGCAGGAUAUGAUUGGACUUGGGGAAAGCGGUCAAGCUUAUGAGGAACUAGACGAUGCUUUCCGAAAUUAGCCAUUCCGUUAUUCCGUGAAUAGACUGUUCCUUCGAAGGACACGUCGGCGACAGCUAAUAUUCGAGUCUUGUUGGCAUUUCUCCGAGCGAGAAGGACAUGUGGUGACCGACUCUCCUAACUAAGCCAUAGAUGAUCAUUUGCUAGCUUUGAAAUCGAGACGAUCUUUUCGUACUCUCAAGUCUCGACGCCGCUCGUAAUAAGCCAUUACAUAACUGGGCGUCUAAAUUGUUCCUUCGUAGUCCUAGCCGAAAAUAGAGUCAGCUGUCCUUGAUACUAUGUAGUCCCGGAUGAGACUUCUCGUUUUUCUAGAGUCUAGGCUGAAAAUUUGGCUACAGUGAGAUAAGUUAUAGUAGUUAAUGUUUCUUAGUACGUGGAUUGAAAUGAGAUGGAUAUGAAUAUUUGAUGGGGUUAUGCGUAUAUUUGUAUUCAGUAUUUUGAUUAUCGGGCUAGGAAGAGUAAAUCAGCAAAUAAAGCGAAUCUCGGCAUACGAGCGAUGUAAA